AUGGGUGGUCUUGAAGACCUUCCUCAACAAAGAAGUACAAACAAGAAGCAACAACAACAGACACAACAACAACAGUUUGUAAAGGGUGAUGAUUGCAAGGCAUCAUGUGUAGAGUUAAUACGAUAUCUUCGUCGUGACAAUGAUAACUUUAGAGAUGUCUUCCUCACAAUUGGACCAUGGAACAUCAUCAAGAACAAGCUUAUCCCACUCGUACUCACAUGCUCCGAUGACACACCUCUAGUCGUUCAACUAUUGCGUAUAUUGGUCAAGCUUACGAUGCCAAUACCACCUGAAUCGAAUGAGUUGGCGACUCAGGUACAUUACUUGUUGGAGUAUAAGGCGUCAUUCAUUAAUGAGGACUUUUUAAUGAUGUUGUUGUCUGUGAUGCGUGAGCCAAUGAUUAGAUUGUUCACAUCGGCAUCGACUACUACAACGACUGCAACCACACCCGAGGCCAAGGCCAUCAAGAAGAUUGAAGAGAUCGACUCAUCAAUCAUCGAGCUCAUCCUCUCACUCAUCAGGAACAUUCUACAAAUCCAGGAUCCAGACUCUGGCACUGGCGUCAUGGUCUCCGAGAAGGAGCAUCUCCAAGAGGAGUUCAUCCUACUCCUUGACAAGGUCAAGAUCAUGGACUUGUUCCUCACACUCUCACAGACGAUCAAGGAGAAUAGGUUGUUCCGUGCCAACUCAAUCUUCUCAUUGUUGUUGUUGGAGAUCUUUGCCAACAUCUUGAGGAAUGAACAGCCGUCUGAGGUGUUCCAAUCGGUGCAGUUUGAGCAGGGCGAUGAUAAGAUCACAGAGGACGAGCGCAAGCAACGGAUGAAGACCGACCCCUUGCUCCAGCUACAAAAGAAGGAGCGCCAGCUCAAAGCACUCAAUCACAGCGCGAGCAAUCCUUCAUUCUCCACACGCUUCAUCGGCACGUACAAGUCGCUGGACGCACGUGGCAAGGCAAACAUACACAAUCACGGCUUGCCCACAGCUGAUGGCGCCGCCAACCUCAAGCCACUCACCAUAAAUCCCAAGUCGAUGCAGGCGACGAUGGUCGCCAGCAUUCAACCCAAGGUGAUUGGUCGAGUCAAGGGCAGCGCGCAGCGUUCCAAGUCGUCAGCGCGUCUCAGACGUGUGCUCAAGGAUUGGAGCGAGCAGUUCCUCGACGGCUGCUAUAACGUGCUGAUGGAGAUCAUCGUGCUCGAGUUUGCCAAAGACAAGUCAGUCCUGGAGAUGGAUCGCCAGAACUUCAUCGCGAUCACCCACUACUUCACAGGCUUCACGCUCCAGCUGCUACAGAGCAACAACAGCAACAUCGCCAGCCUGGCGGCUGAACAACAGCAACAGCAUCAGCGCAUCAUUGGCAGCCUGUCGGCCACCCUGUCACUUUCCAACUUCAACUUUAUCUUUGCGUGCAUCGACUCGUACCUGGGCGUGCGCAACAGUCGCUACGUCAGCUACGUGUCGCUCGAGAAGACCGUGUCGACGCUGUGCGUGAUGGUCGAGCUGCUGUACUACAUGUCCGUGUCGGACAACAGCGAGUACAUCAAGGUCUCCCAGAAGAUGCAAUCAAACAUCUAUUACAAUCGCGACGUCUUUCUGAGGAAGGUGAUCGAUCUGCUCAAGCGCUACGAUCCCAAGCUGCACUCGUCCAGCAUGCUGAUCGACCUCUGCAACCUCUCCUACACCACCAUCCACAUGGUCAAGCGUUUUUGCGAGCGACAACAAGGAAUCACUGUCAAGAAGAAGGUGCAGAGGCGAUCCAAGUCUGUCCAGGACGAGCACGAUGUAGAUGGCGAGGGCGAAGGCGAGGGCGAGGACGAGGACACAGAGAUGGCAGAAGAUGCCGAGGAUGCCAAGUCAGCCGAGACGACAAUGUCAUUCUUCUCAUUCUUGCUGGACUUUGCCAACGUCAGCGUCAUCACAAACUUUUGCAACCUGCUUGGCAACUACCAUAUGAACACGGACAAGACCAAUAUGCAGCUGGUAUCAAUGAUCAAGAGUAUGAUCAGCGAGUUGGACGUCGAGCCCAUGUUCUACCGUCUCUCCAUCUUCUACAUAUUCAACAACUUUAUGAACGAUCCCAUCUUGGCCAAAGACCCCAAUGCAAUCGAGUUGCUCGAGUUGGCUCGAACUGUCGUUGGCAACUUCUUCAAGGCGGCCGAGGAGAGCCAAGGCAUGUUCCUCCAGUUGCUCGUCCAAAAGAGCGCCAGCGCAUGUAUAAAGUCUGCCAACGACAUACUCAAUGAUCCACGCGAUUCACUCAAUGAGCGCAGCAGAACAAAGAAGAGCAGUAGUGCAAAGAGGAGAGGAGGCAAAAAGGACGAAGACGAAGAACUCUCAUCAGACGGCGAGGCUCACAUGGAUAGCGAUGCAGAUGACGACAAGAUUACACAUGGCAAUAACCAGCCGGACGAGGAGGAUGAGGAGGCAGGCAAGGACACAUUCUCAUCAGACGAGGAGAUUCUUGGCAACAAGGUGGUGGGCCUGCAGUCCAAGCUAAAGGUCAACAGAUUCAAGAGAUUGGUGAAGAAGAUAUUGAAGCAUAGCGAUGGCGAUGCCAUUCUGAUGUGGAUCAAGGAUCAUCUGAUCAGUGCCACUGUGGUCAGAGGCAAGGAGACGCUCAAGGGCAAGUUCACAAGACACGUGUUCAGACCCUCCGUCCUUGAGGCCGCCUACGUCAAGAACAGACACGUCAAGAAGCUGUUCAAGGUGUUCCGAUUCAAGAGCGUCGAUGGACAUUUUACAAUCCCCGAGAGCAAGCUGUACAGUGUAUCAUAUCUGGCACAUCUGCAUCAGUUCAUUCAGGAUGUUGAGGGUGCCGUCAUGGACAAGAAAGCCCUGGCAGAGGAUGGAGAUGAAGAAGAGGAGGUGGAAGAGGAGAUCGAGGAGGAAGAGGAGGUUGUGCGAGAGGACCAGACUGCUGCGUCCGAGGAUGAAGAAAGCGAUGAGGACAGCGAGGAGCCGAGUGAUGAGGAGCCUAGGAAGAGGAACGUCAAGGCCAAGGUCAUCACUGCUCCAAAGAAAGGAGGAGCAGUAUCAUCAAAGCAAAAGACAAAGCCAAUCGUCAGCAGUGAGGAGGAGAGUGAGACAUCACCGGUGAAGGUGCCAGCAAAGGCAUCAACCAAGACAUUGACAAAGGCAACGGCAAAGCCAGCAGUGAAGGCAUCGACUAGCACUACCAAGACAAAUGGAGUUGAGAAGAAGAAGUUGCCGCCAGCAAGGACAGUAUCCAGCAACACUAGCGACGAAAGCAGUGAAGAGGAAGUCGAGGCAAGAGAGGACAUUCCCACCACCAAGCAUGUAAAUACCAAGUCAACAACUAAGAGCAAACAAUCAACCGCCACUGCUCCUGCUCCACCUCCACCAGCAGCUCAAAAACAAUCAAGACUAAAGAAGAGAAAGGAUAUGGAGGAGGAUGCUGCUCCUCCUAUUCCCGUGGAACAACUACAACCACCAAAGCCAGCUCAGAAAUUGGACAUCAAGAGACUGAGGAGUCUUGUUGAAAGUUCAAAGAAAGAGAGAGAGAGCCGCGAAGAGGCCAGAGAAGAUUGA
Acytostelium subglobosum LB1 is the source of this 3546-nucleotide messenger RNA. RefSeq lists its product as hypothetical. The transcript has 3 exons. Gene Ontology annotation, biological process: replication fork arrest; DNA replication checkpoint signaling; DNA repair. Gene Ontology annotation, cellular component: replication fork protection complex. The record is from RefSeq and is a predicted model, not a curated record. The coding region runs from base 1 to 3546 and encodes 1181 amino acids. Gene Ontology annotation, molecular function: DNA binding. Lineage: Eukaryota; Evosea; Eumycetozoa; Acytosteliales; Acytosteliaceae.